UGACAAAAAUGAGCUUUUUGCGCAUGUUCAUUAAAUACAGAACACGCUUUCAGAAGUAAAUCGAUGAAAAGUACACCGUUAAAUAUCUAGUUAAAAUUUAGUUGGUUCUAAUAAAAGUGUAACCUCCGAGAAGUUCAAUGCAAAUGGGCGCAGCAGUUAAUAAUCCGCAAAAUAAAAGAGGUAUGAAAGGUAACGGUUUUAGAGGCAAAAAAAUGCACCAUCGGCGUUCGAACCCGCGAAAUCAACAACCACCGUCCUUGAUGGCCCAACCGAUGGGACGACCUCCGUUUCCACAUCCUCCGGGUGGUCGAAUGCCUCCGCCGGGUAUGAGACCGCCAAUGGGUCCCGGUCCGGGUCCUCGAGGUCCGCCUCCAUUUCGAAUGCGACCACCACAUGGAAUGGGUGGUCCGGGUCCGAGAGGGCCUCCAGGACCUCCGUUUGGAAUGCGAGGUAUGAGACCACCACCUCCUGGAAUGAGACCCCCUCCCCCAGGUAUGAUGAGACCUCCAAUGAUGCCUCCACCUAUGAUGGGACCUGGAGGUCCUGGUCCAAGAGGUUUUCGGCAGGGUCCGGGUGGACCAAGACCUUUGAUGCCCCCUAACAAAAUGCGACGAGGUCCCAAAGAUCGAAUAAUGAAGCGAAGAAGACACAGCAACAACGAUUUGGAUUUAAGUAAACCUUGGGUAACACAACAAAUUAAAGAAGAGUUUGAGAAAAAGAGUGAAUUAUUAAAAAAAGCGAAGAAUAGCCAAGCUAUGGCAGAUUGGACGCUAUUCAGGGAACAAAGGGAUGUUUGCAAUGGAAUGUAUAAUGCUGCAAAGUUGGAGUAUGUAGGAGAACAUCCAGAGGAGGAUUGGAGUAAUGAUAUCGAACGAAACGAAGAAGUAUCAGAAGAUGAUUGUCUUUCAGAUGAACAAGAAUUUGAAGACUAUGAUUACGAAGAUGAUUAUUAUUAUGAAGAACAAACAAAUUCUGACGAAUUAUCGUGUGAUACAUGUGAUAGGCAAUUUAACGACCAAAAUAGUUAUCAAAAGCACAUGUCUGAACAUGUUACUUGUAAAAUAGACGGAUGUACAUUUACAGCACAUGAAAAAAUUGUUGGCAAACACAUCGCGCUGCAACACAGCACCGGUUUAUACGACAAAAUUAGAAAUAUUUCAACACCUGAAGAUAUCCAAAAAUGGAUUGAGGACAGAAAACGGAAAUAUCCCUCAAAAGAAAACAUUGAAAAACGGAGAUUACAACAAGAAAAGUUACUGCAAAGAGGCGAAAAACUCGGUGUUUCUAAAGAUAGAUUUGGGAGGAAAAAUCAAACAAGAUUACAAAAACCUCCACAUUCAAAAUUUAAAGAUAAUCAAACAAUACUUCAUAAUAAAACACCCAAUAAAUUCCCAAAAAGAAAAAAUAAACUUAAUCAAAACCCCAAAAAAGAAUCUCUAAUCGAUGAUAAAUCUGAUUGGAAUGGGACAAUGUUUCCAUUUAGAGGAACUUCCUCGUUAAUUAUCACUGAAAAAAAGGAAGAACAUUUUGAUGAUACUGAAUGGGACGAAGAAAAAGUAAUCGAUAAAUCUAAUAAAAUAGUUUUAAAUAAUGCAUUAGGAGCUUUGAUGGGUGCUUAUAAUUCUAGUGAUGAAUCUGACACGGAAAUUAAGAAACAAUCUUUAAAUAAUCAAUUAGAAAUUAAAAAAGAAAAUGAAACAAUUAAGGUAAUCAGAAGUAUUAGUGAUGGUGAAGCUCCUGUUGAGGAAAAAAUUAAACGAAAAGACGAUGAAGUUAAUACCAAGAUAUUGGAGGAGAAAAAAGUUAAAUUAAAACGAAAUAGAAAAAGAAAUAAUAAAUGUGAGAAGGUGAAUAAACCUGAAAAUUCAGUGCCAUUUUUGCAACGUAAAUUUAAAAGGAGGAAAAGAACUUUAUUGGAAGGGUUGUUGGAGAAUGAUAUAAGGCAUGAAAGAAAUGUAGUUUUGCAGUGUGUUAGCUAUAUUGUUAAGAAUAAUUUUUUUCAAAAAGAAUAAUAUUUUUGUAAUUUAAUAAAAAAAUGUGUCUUACAA
Onthophagus taurus is the source of this 2048-nucleotide messenger RNA. RefSeq lists its product as uncharacterized. Gene Ontology annotation, cellular component: nucleus. Gene Ontology annotation, biological process: box C/D snoRNP assembly. The record is from RefSeq and is a predicted model, not a curated record. Lineage: Eukaryota; Metazoa; Arthropoda; Insecta; Coleoptera; Scarabaeidae. Gene Ontology annotation, molecular function: RNA binding.